UGAAGAAAUUUAACAAAACGUAACGUUGAGCAUAAAUUGGUUGCGGGUCCUUUAAGAAACUGUGUUUGCAACACUUGCUUUGCGGCACUCCCGCAUGUAUCGCAUGUGAACGUUUUUCAGAGUGAGCAGAGCAACAUAAGCAAACGGGUGCUCAAGUUUGGUGCCAUUAUCUUGAUUUUGGCAAGGACGUUUAUGGAUUUGCAUGUGUGAGGUGGAUCGGUUUGAUCACAUUUUGGGACACGUGCAAAGACUGGGCUCUACCGUAUUUCAUUUUAUUUUAUUUUACUCCAUUUCAUUUCACUCAAGGGUGAUUCAGAAAUACAAAAAUUACCCAUAUUUGUACUCUGAACUUUUAAAGUUUGAGACUAUUUCUGGAUUGUAUUUCUCACAUUUUGAAAUCAGUGCUUGAUCUUUUGUUUUUUUGUCAAAUAAGCACAACAGAGUCCUAAGAUUUACUUUAUUUUAUGAUUGUUUUUCAUCAGUACUUACUCCCAUCGAUCGCUGUCCUUCUGAGAGACAGCUGUCAGAAUAAAACCCAUAAAAUAUACUUUUUUUGUAUUGUGUGGCGUUUCCUUAUAAUCCAUAGGCCACAUUUUGGUACCAGGAGUGAGGUAUCUGACUGUUGGGAGUCUAUAGUUUUUUUAUGUCUUGAAAUACGGUAGAGCUGAAGAUAGGUGCUUGCGGAACACGGAGUGAAGGUACUGUACUGCUAAGCGAGAGGAAGAAGAGUGCCUUAUCCAUUGUGGUCUGCAUCGUGCUUUCCGAGGAGACACCUAUGAAGAGACUGUCUAAAAAGGAAGUGGGGUGUAUUCUAUGAGGAGCUGAGAACAUAUCCUUUGACUCCCAAAUAAUAGCGAACUGAUUAAGAGACUAUUUUUGUCCAAAGCAACUGUUUCCAUUUUGUUAAACUGAAGAAAAUUGUAUACUGCAACAAUGUCACAAUCAGAUGAUGUUGCUCCACUUUUACCAGUUGAUGAGUAUGGUGAUGAACAGGGUGCAAGUAGUGGUAGGCAUGACAUGUACGUACAAAUUCAAGAACUUAAUAGAAAGCAUGAGGAAACUAUGGCAGCAAUUGCUAACUUAAGUAGAGAGCCAACCAGGUCUUACAUUUAUAUACCAAGAGAACGUCACAUAUAACCAUUCAGUGGUGAUUUGAACAAAGAUGGGAGAUAUGUUGACGAGUUUAUUGAAGAGGUAGAGAGGGUGAUGCAUGCUAGAAGUCAGACUAUGGAAGACCAGUUAGACUUUGUCCUCUCACUUCUUAAAGGGGCAGCUUUAGAGGAGGUCAGAUUGCGAAUGGGGAAUGAUGCAAAACAUCCAUGUGACAUUUUUGAAUAUCUGAGAGAAGCUUUCAGAGAAAAGCGCAGUGUAUCUCAGCUAUUGCAAACAUUCUAUAGCCGUAAACAAUUAGAAGGGAAGGAUAUUCGUGCCUACUCCCAUGCACUGUCCCAGAUUCUGAACUCUAUUCAGAAACAAUCAGCAAAUGCUGUUGCAAAUGCGAGCAUGGCAAUUCGAGAUCAAUUUAUUGAGUGCAUUAGAGACGCUAGCCUUAGGAGAGACCUUCGAAAGCUGGUUAGAGACAAGCCAGAGUCAACACUUAUUGAAGUGCGAGAUGAAGCUCUCACGUGGUCUUUAGAAGAUCCCAAGCCUCGUGUCCCAAAAGUAAUCAGCAAUCAUAGUGUUGUAUCUGAGACCGUUGAAGCCCAAUGUGCUGCUGUUGCACCUGAAACAAAAACAGUUAGUCUUGAAGAAGUUUUGAAAAUUGUAGCAGAACAAGGAAGAGCUAUAGGAGAGCUAACCCAAGCUGUGGAGAAACUCACCACAAAGUGCUUCAAGUCAGAGCCUGUAACCCAAAGCAACCCCAAUGUGCAGCCAAGGUUUACAGAUGAUGGGCAGCCAAUUUGUUUCCGGUGUAAUGGUGUAGGACACAUCGCUAAGAGGUGCAUGAGAAGAAACAAACAGGCUGUUACAGACCAAGCUACUAGCUCUGGGCCCCAGGGAAACACCCGCCCUCGGUUGCUGUGAGCCAGGCAAUGCGAGGGCAGUCAGUUGGCUCAACUAGUGUAGAUACUAGUCGUGAUAGACUACUUGAACGUGCUGUUGGAAAAUGUCCUAUUGCUAAUCUCAAAAUAAAUGAGGUGAGUGCCACUUGUCUGCUGGAUACAGGAAGUCAAGUCAGCACUAUUUCUGAGAGUUUUUUCAGGGAACACCUGUGUGGUGAGGAUAAAGAUAUGCUCUCAACAUCAGGAUGGCUGAAAAUAACUGCGGCCAAUGGUUUGGACAUACCUUAUCUCGGUUACCUUGAGUUGAAAGUUGAAACCAUGGGUAUUGUCCUCUCUGAAUGCGGCUUCCUUGUAGUCAGAGACACACUGAACUCCCCUCUUGUACCAGCACUAAUUGGCAUGAAUAUUAUCAGCAGAUGCAGACAACUGGUACAUGCAGAGUUUGACAUCACCCUUGGUGGGAAAUUGCAGUCUAAUUGGAGAGAGGCAUUUCAACAACUGCACCAUGCAAGUAGCCAAGAGAGAAGGACAGCUGUUUGUCUAACUGGAAAAGACAUGGUACACAUACCUGCUUCUUCAGUUGCGACUGUGCUGGCUAAACGUACAAAACAUAUGUCACAUGAUGACUCAUUUGACUACCUACUAGAGCCACUGAAUAUACCAUUACCAGGUGGAUUAAUUGUUGUUCCCUGUCUGGUGGCCGCAGGGAAACAGUUGUUUCCUGUGCAAGUGGUGAAUCUUUCCCCAGAAGACAUCUGGUUGCGGGCCCGAACCAGGCUUGGGACUGUAACUCACAUUGAGAAUUUGAAAUUGAAUGAGACAUGUGAGGUUAAGUUCCAACGUAUUUCAGCUGAUACUGAGGAAAUAACUGUUAACACCAAAAGUGAUCAGGUAUUGGAGAACAGCUCAAAAGAGUUCCUCAGUAAGCUCCAUAUCGGUGGUACCCUUGAGCAGCAAACAGAGCCGAGUAAUUUGUUGAUGCAGUAUUCUGAUGUGUUCGCACUCGAGGAUGAAGAUCUUGGUUUCACUGAUAAGGUGCAACAUGAGAUCCAUGUAACCGAUGAUAUUCCAGUGACACAGCCUUACAGGCGUAUACCACCGACACAGUACAAGGAAGUUAGAGAACAUAUCAGUAAGCUUCUCAAGAAAGGAGUGAUCUGAGAAAGUAACAGUGCUUUUGCUUCACCUAUUUUACUGGUAAGAAAAACGGAUGGUAGCCUCAGGCUAUGCGUUGACUAUAGACAGCUCAACUCUAAGACACAACGAGAUGCAUUCCCUUUACCUAGGAUCGAUGAGAGUUUUGAUGCACUUCAGGGAGCAACAUUUUUCUCUUCGAUUGACCUGGCGAGUGGAUAUCAUCAGGUUGCCGUUCAUGAGCGUGACAGACAUAAGACAGCCUUUACAACUCCAUUUGGAAUUUUGAGUACUGCCGUAUGCCUUUUGGGGUUUGUAAUGGCCCAUCAACAUUUCAACGUCUUAUGCAGACUACAAUGGGUGAUCUUAUUUUCCAAAUCAUGUUAGUAUAUCUGGAUGACAUACUAGUGUAUGCACCCACUUUCGCAGAGCACUUACAGAGGUUGGAAACAGUCUUUAAGAGGUUAAAGGAAACGGGUCUCAAAGUCAAGCCUGGGAAAUGCCACUUCCUGCAGCAGAAGUAAUCUUUUUAGGUCAUCAAGUGUCAGCUCAAGGAAUUGCUACAGAUCCAGGGAAAAUUGAGGCAGUAAAGGAAUGGAAAGUCCCCAACACAGUAAAGGAACUGCGCUCGUUCUUAGGAUUCUGUAGUUACUACAGAAAGUUCAUAGAGGGUUUUUCGAGAAUUGCUGGUCCCCUUCAUGAUUUAGUGAGUCUGUGUAUUAGCCAGUUCGGCCAAGAGAAGAAGAAUUUCUGUGCUUUGUGGUCAUCUGAGUGCCAGUCAGCAUUUGAGCUACUGAAAGAGAAACUUACCACGGCUCCUGUAUUAGGGUAUGCAGAUUUUAGUCUCCCAUUCAUCUUGGAGACUGAUGUAAGUCAUGAAGGCUUAGGGGCAAUACUGUAUCAGGAGCAGGGUGGUUGUAAGAGGGUCAUUGCAUUUGCAAGCAGAAGGCUUCGGAAAGCAGAAAUAAAUGACCGUUACUAUAGCAGCAUGAAACUUGAGUUGCUGGCUCUCAAAUGGGCAAUCUCUGAAAAGUUUCGUGGUUAUCUGCUAGGUUCUAAGUUCAUGGUUAUCACAGAUAACAACCCUCUGUGCCAUCUUAAAACAGCCAAACUUGGUGCAGUUGAGCAAAGGUGGGUUGCUCAAUUAUCUGUGUUUGACUUUGAAGUUAAAAACCGCCCAGGCCGACAUAAUACUGCUGCUGAUGCCCUCUCUAGGCAGCCUCUAGCAGGGGAGCCUACCACUCCGGACGAGUAUGAUGACUGUGUUGCCAUCUGUAACAUAAUCAGUAAAGGGACAUUCCUGGAACCUGACUUGGUAAUUGCCAGUGAAAGGUGUUACAGAGUCCGCCAGAUUCGUGCGUGGGAAUCUGGUGGAGAGGCAGACAAUGAUAAUCAGGGAAGCAUACCUACUCUGCCAAGCUACACGACUGCAGAACUGGCAGAUUUCCAGAAGAACGAUCCUACCAUCAGUUCUGUCAGACCGUUCUGGGAGAGGAGGAGACAGCCUUCCCAUUGUGAAAGAUCUCAUCUAUCAAAGUCUACAUUUUCAUUGAUAAAGCAGUGGAAAAGUAUCUGUGAACGAGAUGGUUUGCUUUAUCGUGUUGUAAACGAUCAGCGCACUGCACCAUACCGGCCUCAGGGUAAUGCCCAAUGUGAGCGCUUUAAUCGAACGCUCCAUGAUCUGCUGCGCACACUACCCACUGAAAAGAAAAGGCGGUGGCCGGAACACCUAGCGGAGUUGGUUUAUGCCUACAAUGUCACACCACAUGCAACCACUGGAUACUCACCAUACUACUUACUGUUUGGAGUCCAUCCACACCUUCCAAUUGAUGCCCUGCUGGGUCAUGAGCAACCUGUAGACAGAAAACAAGACUGGUUAGUGAUUCAUCAAGAGAGAUUGAGAGAGGCUCACGAACAGGCAAGAAAAUAUGCUGAACACAAGGCUGCUGAGAGGUUGGCCCCUUUGAAUGAAAAGGUCUAUUGUCCCAUUAUCAAUGUUGGUCAACAGGUAUAUCUGCGUCACCGGCCUUUGGGUAGGAACAAGAUACAAGAUUCAUGGGGUCCUACGGUAUACAAGGUUCUAGAUGUGCAAGGUACUACAUAUACUGUUGAGCCCCUUGAGGGUGGUCCUAUCAAGAGACUUCAUCGAGCUGACUUGAGACCCUGUGUCAAUUCUGUACCUGAGCUGGAUUUCACUGAGAACUAUCAUCCUAAAACACAGCAAGAGAGAACAGCAGAGUCUGAGCAAGUUGAAGUUCAGUCUGAUCCUGAUUUUGUUGUGCUAGAAGAAGUCACUUACCCUAGUAUGCAAGAGAGAAAAGCGAUUGGAAGCUCUUCGGCAGAAGGUGAAGUGCUUGUAGGUCAGCCCAAAAUUAUUCUAGAGGAUACUGACCCGAGGUAUACUGAACCUGAGCAAUUUAUGCCUGACACCAGUGCCACUCUCAGUGUAGAGGAAACCCUGCUGAAAAAGCCUGUACCGACCCCUAGGAGAACAAAAAGAGCCAAUGCGGGUGUGCAUUCAAAGCCUUUCAAUGAACCGAAGUCUGCAUGUAAUACAGUCUCACUCAGUCCUGAAGUCUUUUCACAAGUGUUGGCAAGCUUAGGGAGUGUGUUCUUUAGGGAGGCUGUUAAAGAAGUAAAAAAAUGUAUUUGAUCAUUGAGGACAAUGAGGUUUAGCAGGGGAGAAUGUAGCCAAGUGAAGAAAUUUAACAAAACGUAACGUUGAGCAUAAAUUGGUUGCGGGUCCUUUAAGAAACUGUGUUUGCAACACUUGCUUUGCGGCACUCCCGCAUGUAUCGCAUGUGAACGUUUUUCAGAGUGAGCAGAGCAACAUAAGCAAACGGGUGCUCAAGUUUGGUGCCAUUAUCUUGAUUUUGGCAAGGUAAAUGUACAUUCUUGCAGGAGUUGUGAACAAAUUGCAUAAAGUGUGUAUAUGAGCAUAGUAUGCUACUCAUGAAUGUUUCAUGGAUCGCAUUUUAGGACGUUUAUGGAUUUGCAUGUGUGAGGUGGAUCGGUUUGAUCACAUUUUGGGACACGUGCAAAGACUGGGUAUGUACAGUGAAUGUUACUGAAGUUUUAUUUUCCUUAUUUAAAGCCAGUGUAUUUUCCUGUCGUUGAAUCUGUUUACAUGGAAUGUUGGAAUUCAUGUUAGCAACAAUUAUGAGUGUACUUAAAACAUAUCAUACUUUGAUAAAAUUAGUAGAAUGUAUUAAAAGAUUGUGUUUUUUGUUACUCAUGUAUUUCAUGAAAACGGUGGAGUUUACUGGUGGGCUAAUGUGCUGUUAUUGU
Molecule: messenger RNA, 6425 nt
Organism: Carassius auratus (goldfish)
Lineage: Eukaryota; Metazoa; Chordata; Actinopteri; Cypriniformes; Cyprinidae
Exons: 3
Coding region: 2034-3164 (376 amino acids)
Biological process (GO): proteolysis; DNA integration
Molecular function (GO): aspartic-type endopeptidase activity; nucleic acid binding
Source: RefSeq, a predicted model, not a curated record